Brassicogethes aeneus is the source of this 618-nucleotide messenger RNA. NCBI's taxonomy places the organism in Eukaryota, Metazoa, Arthropoda, Insecta, Coleoptera, Nitidulidae. The record is from the annotation of a GenBank genome assembly.
AUGGAAAAACUAAAAGAAGAAAACCAAAGACUCCUGUCUCUGGUCGAGCAGUUAUCCACCCAACUGGCGAACCAGUUUCAAGGCCUUCAACAUCAACUUCAGGUUCUCACGGACAUAAUGAACAGGGACAGAAUAAUUCCAUUUAUAACAGAACCCCAACCCAAAAACUCAAUGACAAACCUCCCUCUUAACCUCGCAGAAGAGGGCAUGGAAAUCAAUGAAACAAAGCCCCUACCCUGGUCCAUCCAGCACUCCACUCCACCACCAGCAAAUGAGGGCUUUCCUCCUCUUAGACUGACCACCCCAUACGUCCCGCCUUCGACAUCAAUGGAUGGUCAACCGACACAAGCCUCAACAGAUGAAACUAAGCAUUCUCACCCGAAGAUACCUCCAAUAAUACUGAGAACUAAGGACCGCUGGACAAUGAUAUCGAAUGUGAUGAAAGCAAACGGGUGGCAGUUCACCAAAGCAAUCAACACUGCGAAAGGUGUUAAAUUCUUCCCGGCCACUAUAGAAUCAUACAGAUCUAUAACCAAAUUUAUGCAAAACAACGAAGAAAAAUAUCUCACCUACCUUCUACCUGAAGAGAAACUGCUGCAGGUGGUUAUCCGAGAUUAA